This is a messenger RNA of Cladocopium goreaui, 411 nucleotides long. The record is from the annotation of a GenBank genome assembly. Lineage: Eukaryota; Dinophyceae; Suessiales; Symbiodiniaceae.
AUGGAUGGCGAAGCUGCAGGUGGAAACGCUCUCAGUGGGCUGGUGGAAGGGACAAUGAGUUUGCUGCCUCAAGGAGGAACAACUUCGAAAGUACUUUUCAAACAAUUGACUUACUGGAAUUGGAUUCAAGGUGCAUACAGCAUCUCGUGGGGAUCAGAAGACAUGGUCCAACGUGGUGGUUUGUUCGAUGAUGAGAGGUUGGCCUUCGACGUAGGAAGCGCAGUAGCCGAGCAGGUCAUUGCGCAGCAAGCCGGGCGAGGUGACCUCCAAGAUGGUAAUGCCCUGGCACCAACUGGAAUUGCUCGGCCGGAAACGCCUUUAAUGGCUUAUGUGGACAGAGCGUCCUUCCCAGGUUUCCUGGAUGAGACCGAGUUCAAAUGUGCCCUGGGGCGGCUGGGGCGGAGUGACUGA